This is a messenger RNA of Hypomesus transpacificus, 4283 nucleotides long. RefSeq names its product kit ligand-like. The transcript is spliced from 7 exons. Gene Ontology annotation, molecular function: cytokine activity; stem cell factor receptor binding. Gene Ontology annotation, cellular component: plasma membrane. The record is from RefSeq and is a predicted model, not a curated record. Gene Ontology annotation, biological process: cell adhesion; positive regulation of cell population proliferation. Lineage: Eukaryota; Metazoa; Chordata; Actinopteri; Osmeriformes; Osmeridae. The coding region runs from base 75 to 839 and encodes 254 amino acids.
AUCACCAAGCCCACUUUAAGAAUGAAGAAAUACUUGACUUAAUCCUUGUAUGUGACUCUGCAAACAAGUUCCAUAUGAAGAGAAAGAUUUGGACUAUUUGUGUCCUUCUUUGUCUAUUCUUGAGUCUAGAGUGUUGCUCUGGAGUUUCUGGGAACCCAAUAACAAAUGAUGUGAGCAGACUGUUGUUACUGAAACAGAAUAUUCCAAAGAAUUAUGAGAUUCCUAUACAUUAUAUUCCCAAAGAAUUGUGUGGUAUGUGCUGGGUUAUAUUAAAUAGCUAUCCUUUGGAGCAAAGCCUUAAGGAUCUGGCCCAGAUGUUUGGUGCUAUCUCUUCCAACAAAGACGAGAUAAUCAUCUUCAUUACAAUGCUACAGAGUCUACGCUUGCAGCUUGACCAUGAGGAGUUGGAGGCAACAAUGCAAGUCUUCCAGUGCCACUACAGGGAGGAGGAAUGGCUAUCCGGACAAUAUUUUGACUACGUCAGAGAGCUUUUAGAUUCUGCCGCUCACAUGGCAAGAGAAUUUCGCUGUAAGCCUCCUCCAUGUCCAGCCUCAUACAUUCACUUACCAGGGCGUGAAGCACAGGACCAUGGACUCACUCGCUCAAGGAAUAGUCUUUUGUCCCUGCUUCUUCUCCCAGCCACAGCCAGUGUGUUCCUCUUGGUGUGUGUGGUCAAGUUAAGAAGAGGCCAACAGAGGAACAUUGGGAAUAGAACACUCUCCUCUGAAGUGGAGGGGAGUCAGCAGACUAUACAUUUCUCUAUUCUACCUCAGCCUUUCUCCACCAACCCAUCCCUCCAUCCCUUUACAUCCCCCACACAACCACUGGGGAGAGUUUAAACAUCUAGAAAAGAGCAGAUCUCUGAGAACAGCAGAGGACCAAGAGUGAGACAUCUGUUUUGGGAAUUUAAAGUGCCAGUGAAGUCACACUUAAUUAUUGUCUACAUUGACAACUAGUAAAAAAAAAAAAGCAGGUAACAUAACUUUUUACCUAAACUGGUAUCAGGCUUAAAUUAAUCAUUGUGAAGUGGAAUAGCAUAACCAAAUCACAGGAUGAAUUCCACUGUACUUAAAGUUAAGACCAACUCUGGUAUUUCCACCAGGAACUGUGAUAAUGGUACCAUUUGAACUGGUAUAUUUUAAAUGGAGUCUCACAAAUAGCAUUUCAUCUACUGUACUAUACCCCAUAAUCGUUCUAAACUUUUUUUUUUUAUUGGACCAAAACAGGCUUACAAAAUGAGGCUACUUCUGACUUCUGUGUAAAUCUGCUGUCUAGAUGAUCUCAGAAAAGGGUAUAAGAGGGCUUUGUUCUCACCACAAAAGAAAAGAGCCGUUGGCUGAAGGAGAUGGCAAUUGCAAGCAACACAUCUCAUAGAAUCACCAACCGCAUAAACCUCACUCUAGAAAGCAGGAUAUCAUGCUUCUCUGUAGGAAUCUCAACUUUAUCCCAAACACUCAUUCCUUUCUGUAAGGUGAAUAUUACCAUUUCCUAAGCAAGACUGAGUCUUGUGUUUGUCUUUUACAUUUCAGUAAAUUAAAUACUUUGUCACCAACAACAUACUUUGGAAACAUCAAUUUAGUUUGUAUUAUAUGGAGUUAUAUUUUGUGUUGGUGUUAUAUUUUGUAUUAAUUAAAUGUUACUUACAAAAUGAACUGCAACAAUCCAAAGAAAGAUGGUGAUAGCGUUCUUUGUUGGUCUCUGAAGAAUAGGUCCUUUCUGUUGAAGCGCAACGGAGUAUGAAAGUAGUUUGUGGUUGUUUUCAACUGGGUGAAAAUAUGGCCUAUGAAGAUCACAGAUUACUAUCUGAUUUGAGAACAUUUGGUUUUGCCAGAACAAGCUCUUUAUAAAUAUUUUACUGAAUUCACAUUUCCAAUAUGUAAGAGAUAAUGCCUCACGAGGUGUCCAAUAUCCUACAAUAAUGGAUGAUGCGUAGGCGUGAACUGUCUGACGUGCCACAGAGUCCAUUAUUGUAUGAUUCUGGUCACCUCGAAGGGUAUUAUGCCGCUUAUACCAUGGUCAAAUUUUUUUAAUUGCGUGUUAAACGUAAAAAUUGAUAGCCAAACAACUAUCCUAGUCAACAUAACUCUGUCAUUAUCAUGAAAUUGAUAGUUUGGGUUGGAAGAAAGUAAGUAAAUGUUGUGUUAACAAUUCAGAGUCAUGUAAUUGCACCAAUUACUCUUUAUUUUAAUAAUAAUACAUUUUAUUUAUAUAGCGCUUUUCAAGGUACUCUAAGUCAAUGUACAUGGUUAAAAUAAACAUAAAACAGGUACAUCAUAUAAAAUCACAGCAUUAAUUACACAUUAAAAGCAGAUCUAAAAAUGUGCGUUUUGACUAGUGAUUUAAAAGUUGACAGGCUGGUGCAGUCUCUGAUGGGUUUGGGGAGUGGAUUCCAAAGGGAGGGAGCGGCGAUGGAAAAAGCUCUGUCACUCCAGGUUCGGUGCUUGGUCCUGAGUGGGGUGGACAGGAGGUUGGCAUCAGAGGAACGGAGGGAGCGGGAGGGAGUGUGGUGGUGAAGCAGGUCGGUGAGGUAGCUGGGGGCCUAGUUGUGAAGGGCUUUGUGAGUGAAAAGGACUUUAAAGUGAAUGCGUUGUGGGACGGGGAGCCAGUGGAGGUUCUGGAGGACGGGGGUGAUGUGGUCACGGGAGCGGGUCUGAGUGAGCAGACGUGUGGCGGAAUUCUGGAUGUACUGGAGUUUAUUGAAGAUUUUGGAUGGUGAGCCGUUAAGGAUGCUAUUGCAGUAAUCGAGUCUGGAAGUGAUGAACGAGUGGAUCAGAAUCUCGGCAGUGGAGGAGGAGAGUGAUGGACGGAGGCGUGCAAUGUUUUUGAGAUGGAAGAAUGCAGUCCUGGUGAUGUUAUUGACAUGACGUUCGAAGGUGAUCAUCAAAAAUGAUGCCAAGGUUAAGGAUGUGAGGGGAGGGGGACAGAGUGGAGUUGUCAAUGUUGAUGGUGAGGUUGUGGGUAGUUUUGGUGAGGGAUUUCGGACCGAUGAUGAUGAAGUCUGUUUUGUCACAGUUGAGUUUGAGAAAGUUAAUUUGCAUCCAAGAUUUAAUUUCACUGAGACAGUUGGUGAGGGUGGAGAUUGUUGCAGGGGUGAUGGAGGCAGUGGAAAUGUAAAGUUGGAUGUCAUCGGCGUAGCAAUGAAAGCGGAGUCCAUGACGGCGUAUGAUGUUACCAAGGGAAAGCAGGCAAAGGAUGAAUAGGAGGGGACCAAGCACCGAACCCUGGGGGACGCCUUGGGACAAAGGGGCAGGGGAGGAGGUGCAGUUGUUGAUGUGGAUGAACUGUUGUCGGUCAGUGAGGUACGAUCUGAGCCAGGAAAGGGGAGUGCCGGUGAUAUUAAUGGUGGAUUGAAGGCGGGAGAGGAUAGAGUGGUUAACAGUGUCAAAGGCUGCAGUGAAGUCGAGAAGGAUGAGGAUGUUUAGGUGGCUGGAGUCUGAAGAGAGGAGGAGAUCGUUGGUGACCUUCAGAAGGGCUCAUUCAGUGCUGUGUUGUGGUCAGGGACAUUCCUAUGAAAUAAUCUUAGAUUAUUGUUAACGUUUCACAACAUUAGAAUAAGUAUGUGCACGCUAAAAACGCAGUUGAAAGAAGCAGGACUUUUCAGAAGAAAAAACUACUUUAUGUAACAAAAACAUAACUACAAGAAUAGUUGCAUUGUUAUGCCAAACAACAUAAACUUUAAAGGUUGAGAAGAACUUCCAUUUCUUUGUUUGUGUAACUUAAAAUAUUUGAGUAGAAACAACAUUUCUGUAUUUUUUCUAUUAAACACUGCAGCGUUUAUUACACAAUGAUCAUUUUUGGUGCAGCGUUUAUUCAAGGGCGGAGUUUAAUAAAUAAGAAAGAUUUAGUGAAUUGUAGCUGCAGUGCGGCCAUAGACAAACCAAAAAUAGACAAGGAGGUCAAACACAAAGCCUAGUGUAAAAUUUAAGCCAUGCGUGUGUCUGCAGUGUAGACAUCUGAAGCAGCAUGCCAAAACGUUCUUACACUUUGGGCCCUAUUUUAACGAUCUGAAACGCAAGUAUCAAACGCGAAACGAAAGUAACUUUGUGGGCGGGACUACGGCGCUGUUGCUCAUCAGUGCGUCAUCUCACAUUCCCUUUAAGAGCAGGCACGCUUGUUCCAUGGAGGUUGCUAUUAUAAUAGCGGAUUUGCCAGGGGCACGCCAGGAGCGGUUCACAGCCGAGGAAACCAACGUUCUUGUCAGGGACGUAAAAGAUGGAUAAGUGACAUUGUAUGGGGAUAGGAGAAGAAACCCACCCAAAUUAGAUUCGGUUAAACAGGCGUGG